UCCUUCAGCUUUUUGUAGCUGUAUCAUCAUACAACAGGUCGUUAUGUAAACACGACUUGUCGAUUCAAGGAAAACUGACUACAGAGAGUCGAACGCAUCGCUGAUUGCGUUUACAUGAGUUGACAGGGUGGCGACUCGGUGUCAUAUUCAUAGGAGUUUAGUUUCGUGGCUCUGAUGAAACUUAUUCAACAUGUCGGGACAGACAGAACGAAAAACAAACGGACAUGUCGAUACCCAAAGUACAGAAACGGCUACACAUCUAAAGUACUUCAGUCUGGUAACUUUGAUGCUACAGAACGCAGUCUUUAUCCUGAUGAUGCGUUAUGUCCGCACUCGUCCCGGCGACAUGUUCAUGUCCACCACCGCCGUCAUCAUGUCCGAAGUCCUCAAGUUCCUAGCCUGCUUCAUCAUCAUCUUCUACAAGGAGGGGAGUGUUAGAGCGUUUCUGUCACAUCUCAACGAGAACAUCAUACAGCAGCCUAUGGACUGCCUGAAGAUCUCUGUUCCGUCCAUCAUAUACACCGUGCAAAAUAACCUUCUCUUUGUCGCUGUCUCAAAUCUGGACGCAGCAGUUUUUCAGGUGACAUACCAGUUGAAGAUCCUGACGACGGCGCUGUUCUCGGUGCUAAUGCUGGGUAAGCCCCUGAGUCGCCUCCAGUGGCUGGCCCUCUUCAUCCUGUUCUGUGGGGUGGCCCUGGUCCAGGUCCAGCCCUCCAACUCCUCCCAAAGCAAGGUCGCCGUGGAGCAGCGCCCCCUGCUGGGACUGGUAGCUGUCCUGGUCCAGUGCUGCCUCUCUGGAUUCGCUGGAGUCUACUUUGAGAAAAUCCUGAAAGGAACCAAUCAGAGUAUCUGGCUGCGAAACGUCCAGCUGGGAAUCAUAGGAUCUGUGAUCGGCUUAAUCACCAUGGAAAUCAACGACGGGCCGAAAGUCACGGAGAAAGGCUUCUUUUUCGGCUAUGACUACGUAGUGUGGACCGUCAUCUGUCUGCAGUCGUUUGGGGGUCUGGUCGUGGCUGUGGUGGUCAAGUAUGCAGACAAUAUCCUCAAGGGUUUUGCUACAUCUGGUGCAAUUAUCAUAUCUUGUAUAGCAGCUAUUUACUUUUUUGACUUUCACUUGUCCCUACAGUUCUUCGUUGGUGCAACAUUGGUCAUUAUAUCCGUUUUCAUGUACAGCAAAUAUGUCCCUAUGAAACCCAUUGCUACUUUAACUGUAAACCAAAAGGUUUGAUGUUGUCCAGUUUUUAACAUUUAGAUCUGCUUAUGAUACAGAGUUUGUUCACACAUGUGUUUCUUAUUGUUAUUUGAAAACCAAGUUUGUGUCCUAUUUUUUGUAUGAUGUUAUGAAAACCAAUUUUAUCUUGUUCUUGUAUAUAACUAUAUAAUUUGUUAUUUUAACGAAAUGUUAUGCAAUCUUACGAACACAAUGCAAAAUUGUGUUUCUUUAUAGCCAACAACAGGCGAAUUGACAAUGACAAUUAGCACAAAAAGAAAAUUAGCACAAAAAGAAGUUGUUAGUGAUUACUAGCAUGAUCGUUCUUAUAAAUUAUAUACACAUAUCAACAAACUUGAUUCCUUUUCCCUGCAAUAAGCAUUCCAUUGUAUUUUAUCUGAUUUACAUUAUUUUUUAAAUUGUUUCAUAAGUUGUUGCUUUUUUUUCCCAGGAAGGCAAAUAUUAGUUUCUUUAAUUCAUUAAACCCAGUAUUUAUUCUAGGAUUUUUUUUUGGGGGGGGGGGGG
Messenger RNA from Magallana angulata, 1735 nucleotides. RefSeq names its product UDP-galactose translocator-like. Gene Ontology annotation, biological process: pyrimidine nucleotide-sugar transmembrane transport. Bases 191 to 1228 code for a protein of 345 amino acids. The record is from RefSeq and is a predicted model, not a curated record. Gene Ontology annotation, molecular function: UDP-galactose transmembrane transporter activity. The transcript is spliced from 3 exons. Gene Ontology annotation, cellular component: Golgi membrane. NCBI's taxonomy places the organism in Eukaryota, Metazoa, Mollusca, Bivalvia, Ostreida, Ostreidae.